Gekko japonicus is the source of this 1203-nucleotide messenger RNA. RefSeq names its product B-cell receptor CD22-like. The record is from RefSeq and is a predicted model, not a curated record. Bases 22 to 1098 code for a protein of 358 amino acids. The transcript has 6 exons. Lineage: Eukaryota; Metazoa; Chordata; Lepidosauria; Squamata; Gekkonidae.
UGGCCCCUUCUGGAGCUCACCAUGCAGAAUUUGGUUUGGCUGCUCUUCCUUACAGGUUUCCUUUGCAACCCGAACCCAUUGAAGAUAAACCCCGAUUCUCUGGUUACCUGGAAAGGAUCCUGUGUAGUGAUUCCCUGCCAGAUCAGUCACUAUAACGGGGCUGUUCUCAGAGACAUCUCCCUGCUUUGGUUUUUCCAACCUUUUUAUGAUACGAUCUAUUCAGAGUACUCUGGCCACUUACUAUACGACAGCUCUGCAACAUCAAGACACUACAUCACCCGACUGCGGUCUUUUUCUGGAAGUCCAUUAGAGUUUGUAGGGGAUUUAGAAAAGAAAGACUGCAGUUUGAAGAUCUCUCAAGUCCAGAUGGUGGACAGCGGCAUCUAUGGGGCAAGACUUUCUGCUUCGUAUAGUCAGCCGGUUCAGCGAUCUAAGUGGUUUCUCAAUGCUACAGUUAAUGUUGCUGAGUCACCUCCAGAGCCUAAGAUGGACAUCAGUCCUAAAGAUAUCCAAGAAGGGUGGACCAGAGUGACCUGCUCUGUACCGUACCAUUGCCCUGAAGAACCACUAAGACUGACUAUCAGUGGCUUAGGAGGGACUCGUUUGUCUUCACAAAGAACAACUAUCAAUAAUGGAGCGAUCCAAACGGUUGUGAGUUUGCAAAUGACCUUGGAGGACCAUGGGAAGUCUCUCGUCUGCUCCCUGAAAAAAUGGAAUUGGUCGGAAAUAUCCAAAAGCACCAUGCAGCUGGAUGUGAAAUCUCACCUGGACUACCCAUCAGCCACUGCUGCUCCUGAACCCGAACCCACAACAGAGAGUGAAGGAACACAGUCUUCUCUAUCUGAACCGCCCCCUUCACGGGUCCCCAUCUCUCCUCUCCCAUCUUCUCAGACACCCCAUGAUGGCAGAACCCUGUGGGAGGAAUUCAGUUUCCUCAGUGAAGCGCGGAACCAGCCUGCAAAGGCCCAUACCCAGUUUAUCCAUAGCUGCAAAGAGUUAACAUCUGCAGUGGUCCACCUCACGGAACAGUUUCAGAAAGCAUUGCUUCAGAUACGGCAGAGGACUUGCACGGUUCCCAGAGAGAUAAAGAAGCCGUAGAGGAGAAAGCCAGAUUUCAACCCCCUUCCUCAUUAGUUUUGAUUCUUUGGCAUGGUUGCCCAUUCUUGUUUCAGGGAGGACUUCUCGUUGACACCAAAGUUUUAG